GCGCGAGGGAGGGGAGGAAGCGGACCGCGCGCAGCGCUCCGGGGACUGUGACCAGGAGGACUAGGCGGCUCUUUUCACCCUCCAGGCGGAGACCUGGGGCCGCGGACAUCUGCGUGUUUGCAGUGCUUGUCAUCAGCUCUCAACUCCAGGCGAUUGCGCGGAGACUUUGGAAACAUCCGAAGGCAGCAGAGCUGUGACACUUUUGACUUGGGGGGAAGGGGGGUGGGGUAGGGGCAGCGACGCUACCUGGGGCUGAGAGACUUGGGACACCGGUUCGCUCAAAGGGGAAGGCAGCGAUGUGAGCUGUACAACCGCCACAGAGGAGUUUCAACGUCUCCGGGGAGUCGCCCGCCGUGCCAGGACUUGAGCUCCAAGCAGACUGACUUGAACGGGGAUCUCCUUUGGGAAGCAAUGAGUUUCCAACAACCUGUGGUGUGACUUGUGUUAUUUGGAAAAUACUCAACCCCAGUGCUUCCUGCCCUACUUGACUUGUGGAACUCCUGCAAGCCCAUGUGGACUACGGGUAGAAUGAGCAAUGCAAAGAGCCGGCUUGGACUUGGCACGUCCUUGUACUUCUGGGCACUGAUGGACCUUACAACGACCGUUCUCUCCAGCACUCCAAUGCCAGGAGUUGAACUAGAAACGCUCUUCUCAGACAGGCCACAGCCACAUCAGCGAAGCAAGAGGAGCUGGGUUUGGAAUCAGUUUUUUGUGCUGGAAGAGUAUACUGGGACCGACCCUUUGUAUGUCGGCAAGCUUCAUUCAGAUAUGGACAGAGGAGAUGGAUCCAUCAAAUACAUCCUUUCAGGAGAAGGAGCAGGCAUCGUGUUUACUAUUGACGACACCACUGGGGACAUCCAUGCCAUUCAGAGGCUGGACCGAGAGGAAAGAGCCCAAUACACUUUAAGGGCUCAAGCCCUAGACAGGCGGACAGGCCGGCCAAUGGAGCCAGAGUCAGAGUUCAUCAUCAAAAUCCAAGAUAUCAACGACAAUGAGCCCAAGUUCCUGGACGGACCUUACAUUGCCACUGUGCCAGAAAUGUCACCAGUAGGUACCUCUGUUAUCCAAGUGACAGCCACAGAUGCUGAUGAUCCAACCUAUGGGAACAGUGCUCGGGUAGUGUACAGCAUUCUCCAGGGCCAGCCAUAUUUUUCUGUGGACUCCAAAACAGGUGUAAUCAGAACGGCACUCAUGAACAUGGACAGAGAAGCCAAAGAAUACUAUGAAGUGAUUAUCCAAGCCAAGGAUAUGGGAGGGCAGCUUGGAGGAUUAGCUGGGACCACAACGGUCAACAUCACCCUCUCAGAUGUCAAUGAUAACCCACCCCGAUUUCCCCAGAAACAUUAUCAGAUGAGUGUGCUGGAAUCAGCUCCAAUUAGCUCCACUGUGGGGAGAGUGUUUGCCAAGGACCUGGAUGAAGGAAUCAAUGCAGAGAUGAAGUAUACUAUUGUGGAUGGAGAUGGUGCAGAUACUUUUGAUAUUAAUACAGACCCAAAUUUCCAAGUUGGCAUCAUAACUGUGAAGAAGCCCCUAAGUUUUGAAAGCAAGAAAAGCUACACUCUGAAGGUGGAAGGAGCCAAUCCUCACCUAGAGAUGCGUUUUCUGAACCUUGGGCCAUUUCAGGACACCACAACAGUGCACAUCAGUGUGGAGGACGUGGAUGAGCCCCCUGUGUUUGAACCUGGUUUUUAUUUUGUGGAGGUGCCUGAGGAUGUGACAAUUGGAACAACCAUACAGAUCAUUUCUGCCAAGGACCCAGAUGUGACCAACAACUCAAUCAGAUACUCCAUCGACAGAAGCAGCGACCCUGGGAGAUUUUUCUAUGUUGACAUUACAACAGGUGCUCUAAUGACUGCAAGACCACUAGACAGAGAAGAGUUUUCUUGGCAUAAUAUAACAGUCCUUGCUAUGGAAAUGAACAAUCCCUCCCAAGUGGGAAGUGUUGCUGUCACAAUCAAAGUCUUAGACGUGAAUGACAAUGCUCCAGAGUUUCCCAGAUUCUAUGAAGCCUUUAUCUGUGAGAAUGCCAAGGCUGGACAGCUCAUCCAGACAGUGAGUGCCGUGGAUCAAGAUGACCCUCACAACGGUCAGCAUUUCUACUACAGCUUGGCUCCUGAGGCUGCUAACAACCCCAACUUCACUGUCAGGGACAACCAAGAUAAUACUGCUCGGAUUCUAACCAGGAGAUCCGGCUUUCGGCAGCAGGAGCAGAGCGUUUUCUACCUGCCCAUCCUCAUAGCAGACAGUGGACAGCCAGUUCUCAGCAGUACCGGCACACUCACCAUCCAAGUGUGCAGCUGCAAUGAAGAUGGCCACGUCAUGUCCUGCAGCCCAGAGGCCUACAUGCUCCCAGUCAGUUUGAGCCGGGGUGCUCUCAUUGCCAUCCUGGCCUGCAUCUUCGUCCUCUUAGUGCUGGUGCUGCUCAUCCUGUCCAUGAGGCGGCACCGGAAACAGCCCUACAUCAUCGACGACGACGAGAACAUCCACGAGAACAUCGUGCGCUACGACGACGAGGGGGGCGGCGAGGAGGACACGGAGGCCUUCGACAUCGCGGCCAUGUGGAACCCGCGCGAGGCGCAGGCGGGCGCCCCCAAGACGCGGCAGGACAUGCUCCCCGAGAUCGAGAGCCUCUCCCGCUACGUGCCUCAGACGUGCGCCGUCAGCAGCACGGUGCACAGCUACGUGCUGGCCAAGCUCUACGAGGCCGACAUGGACCUGUGGGCGCCGCCCUUCGACUCCCUGCAGACCUACAUGUUCGAGGGGGACGGCUCUGUGGCUGGCUCGCUCAGCUCCCUGCAGUCGGCCACGUCGGACUCCGAGCAGAGUUUCGACUUCCUCACAGACUGGGGGCCCCGCUUCCGGAAGCUCGCAGAACUCUACGGGGCGUCGGAGGGGCCUGCGCCCGUGUGGUGACGGAAGCCCGGAGGCAAACGCGCAUCCAAAUGCAGACGUUCUCAAAGGCUGCUUCUCGUGCACGAGGUGUGGCCACCCCAGGAGCAAUAUUGUGCUGGUCGGUGAGGAUGGGAGUGAGUGACCGAGCAGAGCUCUCUCUGGAUCAGCUUUACUUGGUUAGACUAAGUUAAAUAGUCAGAAGGAAACCCAGGAAGAAGAGGGUAGAAUCUCCAGUUACCUUUUUCAACAUUUUUUUCCUGACACUGUAUUCAAAGGCUUGAAAUAUUAUAAACAAAGCUUGGGUUUUUGUUUUGUUUUGUUUUUUGUUUUUGGGUUGUUUUGUUUUGUUUUGUGGGUUUUUUGUUUGUUUGUUUGUUUUCUUUUUUUCUUUUUUUUUUUUUUUUUUUUUUUUACAUAUUCACCAAGGCCUUUGACAUUUUGCCACCACGAAAAGUACAGAGAUUGCAGUUGAAGGCAGGGAACAAGUCCUACUCUAGAAUCUAUUUUGUCUUUAUUCUCCAUUUCAGAUUGUUUUUCCGGAUCAUGAAAUC
Molecule: messenger RNA, 3443 nt
Organism: Peromyscus maniculatus bairdii (prairie deer mouse)
Lineage: Eukaryota; Metazoa; Chordata; Mammalia; Rodentia; Cricetidae
Gene: Cdh20
Product: cadherin 20
Biological process (GO): cell-cell adhesion mediated by cadherin; homophilic cell-cell adhesion; calcium-dependent cell-cell adhesion
Cellular component (GO): adherens junction; plasma membrane; catenin complex
Molecular function (GO): cadherin binding; beta-catenin binding; calcium ion binding
Source: RefSeq, a predicted model, not a curated record